This is a messenger RNA of Spodoptera litura, 3244 nucleotides long. RefSeq names its product C1 family peptidase 26-29-p (gene 26-29-p). Gene Ontology annotation, molecular function: cysteine-type peptidase activity. Gene Ontology annotation, biological process: proteolysis. The record is from RefSeq and is a predicted model, not a curated record. Lineage: Eukaryota; Metazoa; Arthropoda; Insecta; Lepidoptera; Noctuidae.
UCCAAUCCAACAAGAAAACGUCAAACGAGUUACUGAUUUCCUACGGCUUGGAGGUGGAUUUAAUAAAUAAUAACAAAAAACAGUUAGAUUACAGUAUAAUUUAAGAUUGGGGCUGCGGUCCUGAGCGGUCAUUCACGAUGUUGUUAUUACCGAUAUUCUGCGUUAUCCUCGGCUCGGCCGUCGGUCACAUUGAUAAAGAUGCUCCCCCUCAAUGGAGUCCCGUGUACACAGUUAAGGGAACACUGAACAUUCCUUAUGCUGAACUCAAAGAACCUUUCUACACUUGGUUCGACAGCAAUGCGGGCAAGUCCAGAAUUGACUAUUAUGGAGGUAUGGUCAAGACGUACCAGCUAUCGGCGGGGGUGUUCAAACCAUACGGUACAUCUAUCAAGAUCGCUCCAGUCACGACGGAGGAGGUCCUCAACCAGGACACAUGUCUGCAAGUCAACGGCAGCAGUGACAACAGCAUCGCUAUCCAAACUGUGCUGCCUGAUAUGACGGACUUCAAGUAUAUUGGCACGGAAACAAUGCAAGACUCGGAGACAGCAAAAUGGCAAUUCGUGCAGGUAAUUGGACAGAAGCUGAACAAGUAUACCAUGUGGGUGAAAUACAAGAAGUCGUUGAAGGAACGCGGUGUCUCUGUACCUAUUCCCGUCAGGUAUGAGAUGAAAGGCUACAACUCGCUGCUCGGCUCCCACUACGACCACUACUACAUUGAUUAUGUAGACUAUGAUGUAGAGGACAUUGACCCCAACGUGUUCAUUGUCGACCCCGCGAUGAAAUGCUCCUCGUUCCCCGGCCCGGGCGCCCGCCACUACGCGACAUUCAACCCAAUGAUGGAGUUUGUACACCCAGCUAAGGACGAACAUGUCAUCAGCGAGUUUGACAGGUUCAAGACAAAGCACGGCAAACAGUACGCUAGCGAUGUGGAACAUGAGAAGAGGCUGAAUAUCUUCAGACAGAAUCUCAGACUAAUAUUCUCCCACAACCGCGCCCGUCGUUCGUUCACGAUGGCAGUGAACCACCUCGCGGACCGCACCGACACUGAACUAGCCGCUCUACGGGGAAGGAGAUACUCCGGACCUAAUCAUGGUCUGCUAUUCCCGUACAGCCAGUCUCUAGUGGAGGAGGAGUCGGACAAGUUGCCCAGUGAACACGACUGGAGACUGUUCGGGGCUGUCACACCCGUCAAAGACCAGUCAGUAUGUGGUUCGUGUUGGUCGUUCGGUACUACGGGGGCAGUGGAGGGCGCCUUGUUCCUCAGUAACGGAGGGAAACUGGAGAGACUCUCGCAACAGGCACUCGUCGACUGCUCAUGGGGUUUCGGUAACAACGGCUGCGACGGUGGCGAGGACUUCAGAGCGUAUCAGUGGAUCAUGAAACAUGGCCUGCCUACUGAGGAGUCCUAUGGAGACUAUCUUGGACAGGACGGCUAUUGUCACUUGGACAACGUCAGCAUCGCGACCAAGAUCAAGGGAUGGGUCAACGUCACCAGCAAUGAUGAGAAGGCACUCAGGCUGGCAAUCUUCAAGCACGGGCCGAUCUCCGUGGCUAUUGAUGCGGCGCACAAAUCUUUCAGUUUCUACUCUAAUGGCGUCUACUAUGAGCCAGCAUGCCACAAUAAAAUCGACGAGCUAGACCACGCGGUCCUCGCCGUAGGCUACGGCAUCCUCAAAGGUCAGAAAUAUUGGUUAGUCAAAAACUCCUGGUCUAACAUGUGGGGUAACGAUGGCUAUGUCCUCAUGUCCACUAAAGACAACAACUGCGGGGUACAGUCCGCCCCCACUUACGUUUUAAUAUAGGGUAAGACUAGGAGGCGGUCUUACCCUACCUUGUAUUUAUUACCCUAUUAAAAAUUACUUGGGUAAGACUUUGGGAAUGAUCUUACCCAAUGAGACUGCAGAGUUGAGGAGAUUUAGGGUAAGAUUGUUUAAAUAUUCUUACGCUUUCAAGGUAAAGUGUUCUUACGGCCGAAAUUAAUAAUUGAUCUUAGAGCCGAUUUUCCAAUAUUAAGAGUUUUUUUAUACAGCAAUCGACAGAUAUUAAUUUUAUUCGACGAAUAAAUAUUAUCUGUUGAUUGAAUAAGCAUUGGUUUGUGUCAGAAAUUCAAUCAAAGUCGGCAGUCGCAAAGAUUUUGCAUUGAAGUUUCUAGCUGUUUCGGCUGUAAUAUUCGGUAGGGUCAGGCUAUCUGUAGGGUAAGACCGACUUUACUAGGGUAAGUUGAUUUUACUUCAGUUUAAACCGUUAAUUGUCAAUUGCAAUGUUACUAAAGAUCAAGUUGUUACUAUAAAUAAUUUAAUAUUUAAAAAAUAUUCAGUAAAACAUUGAAUUGAAAGUUCUAAUAGCAAUUUUAUAAUACGAAGAAAUGUAUGAAGAAGGCGUUAAGAAGUCUAAUAUAUUUUUAUAAUAUGAAAAAUAGUAAUUAAAUAAUUAAUUCUAAUAAUAAUGCUUCAUGAAUCUAAUGGCGUCUCUUAUUAAUAUAUAAGAGUUUGUCCUGAAUUAAUAAUAUUUAAUUACAGUUUUACUAUAUUUUCUCAUAAUUCGUUUAUGUUUUAUUCUUAAAUAUAUUCAUGUUAACUGUUAUUGAAUUUAAUGUUCGUUGCCGGUCAAGGACUAUAUAUAUAACUUCAAUAUAUAUUGAUUUGUAUAUAUAUAAAGAAUGAUAAACACUUGGAGCAAAGAAACGGAGUCACCAGCGAUUUUCUUUUUCAUUUCUUUAUAAAUGUCAUCUGAUACAAGUAUUUUAUUAAUUGGUAACGUAUGUCGUUAUAAAAGGAUAUUUAGUUAUCUUUAACAUAAGAGCAUUUUGUUGGAAAAGGAAUCAUCAACAGCCUAUAAAUGCCCACUGCUGACCAAAGGGAUCUUCUCACACGGAGAAGGUUUAAGCAUUAUUCACCACGCUUUAUCAAUUCGGGUUGGCGAAUACAAACUUAUAACGAUGUUUUCCUUCACCGUUUGUCAGUGGUAACGUAUGUCGUACAAAACGAAUAUGUUUUUUUAAAGUUAUAGAGGUUUCUAUAAAAUGAAAAAAGAAUGAUAGUGGCUUCGUUUCAUUGCUUCUAACACAGUAAUAUUGAUAGAUUCACCCCCUAUUAUAUGGGACUCAUAACUUGGCGAAUAGUGAAUGUUACACCUGAAUACAUAUCCAAAUAUCUGAAAUAUAUUCUACAUAAAUUUAAUUAUUAGCAAAGUUGAGAACCAAAAUAUUUCAUUGUCUAAUUUUUUUUAUAGUAUAAUUUUGUUA